Cuculus canorus (common cuckoo) is the source of this 5104-nucleotide messenger RNA. It is a transcript of the gene CHSY3, whose product is annotated as chondroitin sulfate synthase 3. Gene Ontology annotation, molecular function: glucuronosyl-N-acetylgalactosaminyl-proteoglycan 4-beta-N-acetylgalactosaminyltransferase activity. NCBI's taxonomy places the organism in Eukaryota, Metazoa, Chordata, Aves, Cuculiformes, Cuculidae. The record is from RefSeq and is a predicted model, not a curated record. Bases 74 to 2560 code for a protein of 828 amino acids. Gene Ontology annotation, cellular component: Golgi cisterna membrane. The transcript is spliced from 3 exons.
CAGCCACAAGGUGCCGGCGGAGCCCCGGGAGCGCGGCUCGCUCCGCCGCCCCGGGAGCCGCCCCGGCAGCGCGAUGGCCGCGCGGUCCCGCAGACCCUGGCUGAGCGUGGCGCUGGGGCUGGUGCUGGGCUUCGCCGCCGCCUCCUGGCUCAUCGCCCCCAGGGUGGCCGAGCUCGGCGAGAAGAGGCGGCGCGGCGCGGGGCUCUGCGCCUUCCCCGGGCGCCCGGGCGGGGUCGGGCGAGCGGAGGUGGCGCCGGGCGGCGCCGGAUUCAGGAGCGGGCGCCGAGAGCUGCCGCCCGCGGCGGAGGAGGGCACGGCCGGCGGGGAAGGGGAGCCGGAGGAGGAAGAGGAGGAGGGCGGCGAGAAGCGGGGAGGCGGCCGCAACGGCAGCGGCGACUGGGGGGGCUGCGCCCGGCCCCGCGAUUUCCUCUACGUGGGGGUGAUGACGGCGCAAAAGUACCUGGGCAGCCGGGCGGUGGCGGCGCAGCGCACCUGGGCGCCCUCGGUGCCCGGUCGCGUCGAGUUCUUCUCCAGCCAGGGCUCCGCCGCGCCCCCCGGGCUGCCCCCGCUGCCCCUGGUCGCCCUGCCCGGCGUGGACGACUCCUACCCGCCGCAGAAGAAGUCCUUCAUGAUGCUCAAGUACAUGCACGACCACUACCUGGACAAGUACGAGUGGUUCAUGCGGGCGGACGACGACGUCUACAUUAAAGGUGAAAAAUUGGAAGAGUUUCUUCGCUCACUGAACAGCAGUAAGCCUCUGUAUUUGGGCCAGACUGGUCUGGGUAAUAUUGAAGAACUCGGAAAACUUGGACUGGAGCCUGGAGAGAAUUUCUGCAUGGGAGGGCCGGGAAUGAUCUUCAGCCGGGAGGUUCUCAGGAGGAUGGUACCACAUAUAGGUGAAUGCCUUCGAGAAAUGUACACGACUCAUGAGGAUGUGGAGGUGGGCAGGUGUGUCCGAAGGUUUGGAGGAACUCAGUGUGUUUGGUCAUAUGAGAUGCAGCAGUUGUUCCAUGAAAACUAUGAACACAACCGCAAGGGUUAUAUUCAAGAUCUUCACAACAGCAAGAUUCACACAGCCAUAACCCUUCAUCCAAACAAAAGACCAGCCUAUCAAUAUAGGCUGCAUAAUUACAUACUGAGUCGCAAAAUUUCUCAACUGCGCUAUCAGACCAUUCAGCUCCAUAGAGAAAGUGCCCUGAUGAGCAAGCUCAGUAACAGUGAAGUAAAUAAGGAAGAUCAGCAACUCGGAAUAAUGCCGUCUUUCAAUCAUUUCCAGCCACGUGAAAGGGAUGAAGUCAUCGACUGGGAGUUCCUGACAGGAAAAUUUCUUUACUCUAUGGUAGAGAACCAGCCACCCCGGCAGAGCCUGAGCAACAUCCUGCGGGCUGCGCUGGAUGACACUGUGAUGCAAGUAAUGGAAAUGAUAAAUGAGAACUCUAGAUCUAGAGGAAGGCUCAUUGAUUUCAAGGAAAUACAGUAUGGCUACCGCAGGGUGGACCCGCUGCAUGGAGUGGAGUACAUCCUGGAUUUGCUGCUUUUGUACAAAAGGCACAAAGGACGGAAAGUUACAGUUCCAGUGAGACGCCAUGCUUACCUUCAGCAAUUGUUUAGCAAGCCUUUCUUCAAAGAAGCAGAGGAGCUGGAUGUAAGAAGCCUACUAGAAGAUUCCAACACUGACACUCAACCUUUCUCUUUUCUUUCAAAUUCUUUAAAGACUUUUUCCUCAUCAUUCCAAGGUACCAAAGACAUUGAGGGACGCAGUGACAAGAAAAUACAUAUUCUUGUCCCUCUAACAGGAAGAUUUGACAUUUUCUCAAGAUUUAUGGAUAACUUUGAGAAGACUUGUCUGAUUCCCAGACAGAAUAUAAAAUUGGCAAUAAUUCUUUUUAGUUCUGAGUCAGGCCAAGACUCCAGCAAACACAUAGAGCUGUUGAAAGAAUACAGCAUUAAGUAUCCUAAAGCAGAUAUGACUCUAAUUCCAAUGGCAAGAAAGUUUUCUAGAGGUUUAGGUCUUCAAAUUGCCUCAUCUCAAUUUGACAAUGGCACUUUGCUGCUGUUCUGUGAUGUUGAUUUGCUAUUCACAUCAGACUUCCUCCAGCGAUGCAGGGAUAACACUAUUCAGGGAGAACAGGUUUACUACCCUAUCAUCUUUAGCCAAUAUGAUCCAAAAGUAAUAUACGGAGACAACCCACCACCUGACAGUAGUUUUGUUUUCACAAAAAGAAAUGGAUUUUGGAGGGAGUAUGGAUUUGGAAUUACCUGUAUAUACAAAAGUGAUCUUCUUACUGCUGGUGGAUUUGAUACCUCAAUUCAAGGCUGGGGACUUGAGGAUGUAGACCUCUUUACUAAAGUGAUAACAUCUGGCUUGAAGGCUUUUAGAAGUCAAGAAGUAGGAGUUGUCCAUAUUUUUCAUCCAGUUCAUUGUGACCCCAGUUUAGAUCCAAAACAAUAUAAAAUGUGCUUAGGGUCCAAAGCAAGUACAUUUGCCUCUACCAUGCAUCUCGCUGAACUCUGGCUACAGAAACAUAUGGGUAUCAGGUACAAUCGAACUCUGUCCUGACAUCUCUGCCUAUUUGGCCUUUUUAGGGGAGUUUACCUCAUUAUUGUUAUUAUUAUUUGAUUUUGCUGUUGUGGUUUUAAACUCCCUCCCUCCUCAUUGUCUUCCAAAGACUGUUUACCUUAAAUGGGAUGUUUGCUGUUCACUGUUCACUGACGUUUCUUAUACCUAUAGAACUGGUAAGGUGAAUUCCUUCGUAUUUCCUAUAUUUGAAAUUCAGUCAAGUCAUGGCAAUCAUAUGAUCCCAUGGAGAACAUCCGUCACAAGAGACUGCAUCAGAAGAAUGUUCUCUUUUAGCUUUGGGAUGCAGUUUUUUGUUGCAUUUCUCAGCUUUGUUGUGAUAAAAAUAUUUACUGGUGAAGGUACCACAAAAGUGCUUUAUGUUUCUUCUGGGGAUGGAACUCUAUAAGAUAAACUUGAGUUUUAUAAUUUAUAUGAGGACUUAUAUGUAUAAAUGCUACUUUUCUUCAUCUUUAGAAUUUUUAAAGUAAAUUAAUAACUAUCUGUACUUUUAUUUUUUAAGAAAAAGAAAAGCUGAGGAGCUACUUGCAAAUACUACUGGUACUGGCUACCAACGUCCUUAAAUGUCUUGUUAUAAUAACAAAAUCCUCAUUGUUGUUCACUCUUAAGUGUAAAUGAACCUUAUUUUCACAAUGAACAGGAUUUAAUUAAAUGCUUAUGUAUACUUUAGAAGAUUUGUGAAUCAACGUUCUUCAUUUGCAGGCAAGAAGAAACUAUGACUUAACAUUUAUGAUAAAGUGAAGGCAUGCAAUAUUUGUUUUUUGAAACACCUAGCAUAAGUUGCAGUUUCUUUUAUUAGUAGGAGCCUCUAAUGCAUACUUUUCUUUUACAAUCCUCUCAUAAAGCUGCACUUGAUACAAAAUCUUAGAAGUUAAAGCUGUAUCUUUUUUUACAUUUGCCAUUAAUAUGUAGCAAUUUCUUGUUAAAAUUAAAAUAAUUGUAGAGUGAUUAUUUAAGUUUCAAAAUUUACUAUUGCUGGUCCAAGUUCUUUGCCAAUAUAUUUAUAUUAGUGGAGGUUAUAAAACUGAUUUAGUUCUUUCCUGGACAAUCUGAAGUUGUCAUAUUGUGGAUUCACAGACUGAGUAUUUAAAAUGAUACCAGCAUAAGAGAUAAUAAAAUCUAUUUCUGUAUGUAUAUUAUUUCUGUAUCUUGACAUAGGGAUAUAUAUAUGUGUGUGUAUACGUAUAUGCUUGCAUGUGUAUAUGUGUACAUGUGUAUAUAUCUCUAUGUAUAGAUAGAGUCACUUCAAAAUGGUUCUUUUUCAUUUCAUGCAGCGAUUUGUAACAAUCGUUGUUGCCACAUUCUUGGAACGUUUCAUGGUAUGCUGUAGUAAAAGCUCAAAGGCAUCCAAGAAACCAUAAGAAAUCAGCCAAACUUUUAAUACAGUGAAAACAUUUAAAAACCUCAGUAACCUUGAUUUCAAACUGUAUUUCAAAUAGAGCUCAGUAAGAAAAAGAAAGUAAUUAUGUAAUUUAAGUCUACAAGUUCUUCAUCUGUAAUUAACUCCUUCAGUGUUUCCAUUCAAAACAUACCUAAGAGACUUUAAUUUACUGACAAAUCUAUUUGCAAAAGACAUCCUGAUAAAUGUCCAAAGGCACAAGGAGGGUGCAUAUGUCGGUUAACGAGCGUUAUCUCUGGUUGUCACUUCUGGAUUUACCAUGCAAAAAGGCAGUCCUGAAAAAGAGUGAAUAAACUCAGAAUUAAAGGGCUGGCCAUAGCUUUUUAUACGUUUGCAAAAAAGCCAUUCUCCUUGCCUUGGAGAAGUUAGUAAUUGUGGUGAAUGAGAACAGAUAAAAGGUAAUUCAUGCUUAUCUGCCCUCCCCAAGGAGAGGUCCUAGCUUGUUAUUCUUCUGGAGGCUUUGCCUUCCUAUCCCAGUAUUGUUAGUUCAAAUGUCUGGAGAAAGUAAAGUCUAGUAUAACUAUGAAAUUAUUCUUGUGAACCACUUUUAAAAUUGAGUGCAAAUGUCAUGCUUUGCUCAAUAAAAGAGCCAAGAACAAGGAACGUAGAAGUUACUUGGUCAAUCUCGACUAAUCGAUGCAAGUCAGAAUGUAAAUAUCAAAAACUGAAUGCCUGUUGAUAAAUGUUUGUGAUGUUCAUAAACAUAAAAAAAAAAAAAAAAAGAUUUGCAGAAGCAUCUAAGGAAAUCAUUGCCUGCUGGGAUAUAUUCCAGUGCUAAUUUCAGUUGCUUGACUUAAUGGCCAGAAAGUAUUUGCUCAACUCAAAGUAACAUACUAGACUAGAAAAAGGAAUUCAAUCAAUCAUUCAGUGGGGAUAAAAAUGUAUACAGAGGGCUUGCAGGAUCAAGUCCUACAUGAUAUAAACAAAUGCUAGUAUUUACCAGUACAAAUAUUUAUUUAGUGUCUGACUGAUUUCUUUGUUUAUAUGAUGAAUUACUUUGUUAAAAACCUGGUUAUAAAUGUUUAUUAUGAAAUAUUGCAUUGUCUUUUGAAAUAACCACCCUGAGAUAACUUGAGAACUUGUGUUAAUUUGUUUAAGGAGUAAUAUGCCCUCUAAGGACAUCAUAU